Messenger RNA from Boeremia exigua, 1594 nucleotides. Its product is annotated as glycoside hydrolase. The transcript has 3 exons. Gene Ontology annotation, molecular function: mannan endo-1,6-alpha-mannosidase activity. Gene Ontology annotation, biological process: carbohydrate catabolic process; fungal-type cell wall biogenesis. The coding region runs from base 118 to 1467 and encodes 449 amino acids. The record is from RefSeq and is a predicted model, not a curated record. NCBI's taxonomy places the organism in Eukaryota, Fungi, Ascomycota, Dothideomycetes, Pleosporales, Didymellaceae.
CUCUGCCCAGAUCUGCACCGCCUCGCGACAACACCAACUUAAAGACCUCACAUCCCACCGUCUUUAAAAGCCAAUACUCAUUUGUCUCUUGUGAAGUCACUCGUUUUACUCUGCAACAUGUUGGCGCACUCGGGCGCUCUGUCAAUCGCUUUGAUCCUCGUCGCUGGUCAGGCAGCCGCCAUCGACCUGAACAUCGACAGCCAGGAAUCCAUAAAAUCUGCAGCAAAAGCACUUGCAAGCAGUGUCGUUACAUUUUACGACUCCAGCCUCCAAGAAGAUCUCAUUCCCGGCCUCUUUCCAGACCCGUACUAUUGGUGGGAAUCUGGCUUGGCCUUCAAUACCCUGAUCGAUUACUAUGGCCUCACAAAUGAUUCUGAGUACAACUCUCGCAUUUCGGAGGCUCUGCAGCACCAGCUAGGCGAUUUCGAAGCCUUCAUGCCCCCCAACCAAACCAAGACUCUUGGAAACGACGAUCAAAGCUCUUGGGCACUCGCCUCGUUGUCAGCGCACGAAGCGCAAAUUCCGGCGCCUGCGUCCGGUAGCUGGAUAGAGUUCGCGAAGAAUGUCUUCGACAUCCAAACAGUGCGCUGGGAUACGAAAAGCUGUAAUGGAGGUCUUAAGUGGCAAAUCUUCACUUUCAACAACGGCUUUAACUACAAGAACUCUGCGUCCAAUGGCCAACUGUUUCUUCUAGCUGCUCGUCUUGCUGAUCAGACUGGCAAUGCUACAUACGCAGAGUGGGCCAACAAGGUAUACAACUGGACCACAGAAAUCGGCCUUGUGUCAGCCGAUUACCAUGUGUUUGAUGGAACAAACGACAAAGAAAAUUGCUCUAGUAUCAACCGCAUCCAAUGGUCGAGCAAUCACGCGCAAUUUACAGAGGGCGCUGCGCUCAUGUAUAAAGUUUCGAACGCCUCGCAGCACUGGACAGAUAUUGUCACCGGAUUUGUUAACGCUUCGUCAGUCUUCCAGGGUAACGACAGUGCGCUUAUUGAGGUGGCUUGCGAGAACAAUGGAAAGUGCGACGUCGACCAACGAGCGUUCAAAGGCAUCGCCACCCGCUCAUUUGCUCGCGCUGCACAAGUUGCCCCUAUAGUCGCAGAGCCGAUCUACACUAUGUUGAAUGCCUCCGCUAAAGGUGCAGCUCAGAACUGCGAAGGCACUGGUGAAAACGUUGCAUGCGGAUUCAGUUGGUCAAGCUUGAGCAACAGCAACUUGGAAGAGAAGACUGCUGGCGAUGGUAACCUUGGUGAAGUCCUCAAUGCUUUAUCGGCCGUUCAGGGCUUGCUUUGGCGUACUGUCGAUUUUUCGAACCAAACUGUUGGGUCCUCAAGCCCGAACACAACAACGAGCGGGAACGCCUCGAGUACUUCUGGCAGUCCCCAAAGUACGGGCGCAGGAUCGACUGUUGCGGCGUCCUUUACUUUUGUGCUUGCGGUUGCAUUUGCUGCAGCUCUGAGCUGUUAAGCGACAACCCUAGACGGACGCAUGAUCUCGAGAGUCAAAGUUUCUUGAGCAUCAUGUGCUCAAGACCGAAACAAUUCGAGGUCUGUAGGCGUGUUGCACGGUCAUUAUAAGCAACAGCCGUUACUAU